AUGGACGAGUGUGAUUCUAAAAAUGAUCAUGCAGUCACUGUUAUUCAAAAAUCAACAGACGGAGCUUGGAUUCCCGAUGUAGAAGCGUUGAACAAGAUCUUGAAGUCUAAGAAUAUAAUAAACAAGAAGGUAAUGGUAGUGAGUAUUGCUGGUCCUUCACGAUCCGGAAAAAGUUUUUUACUGAAUUUGAUACUCAAAGCAUUUUACGCAGCUGAGCAAGGUCGUUGGGUGCAAGAAGAUAUGACGAUGGCAACUAAUAAUUUCGGAUUUAGGUGUAGAGGAGGAGCAAGGAGGGAGACUUCGGGCAUUGCUUUGUGGUCAAAACCUUUCUUAUUCAAAAAUGAAGAAGAUGAAGAAUUAGCUGUUUUAUUGAUGGAUACCGAAGGCUUUUUUGAUGCAGACUCUACACUAGAAGACUGCGCAAAAAUUUUCAGCUUAUCAAGCUUACUAUCUUCUCUUCAAAUUUACAAUCUUAAAGAAAAGCUUCAGCUUGACUUCUUAAAGCAUGUUGAAAUAUUUGGAAAAUAUGGAUCAUACGCAACAAAAAAAGAAAAAGCAAAACCAUUUCAGAAUCUUUUGUACUUGGUACGGGACUGGUCUUGCGAAGAAGAUUAUGAAUCUAUUGAAGAAGACUUUUUGGAAAUGACUAGAGCACUAGCAGAAGAAUUAUGUUUUGGAAGGUUUCUGGGUGCAAAAGAAAUACUUCGUCGUGAGUUAACCUGCCAAGAGUUAUGCGCUUUUUUUAUUGUAUCUGGCGAGGUUGUUUUGGAUACUGUUUACUUGGAAUGCACAGAAACUUACGACAAUGAAAUCGACACGGUACCUUUCAACUUUUACUCAAUAAUUUUUAAAGCUUUUAGCAUCAAAAAUAUGUAUGCUUAA
Molecule: messenger RNA, 882 nt
Organism: Enterobius vermicularis (human pinworm)
Lineage: Eukaryota; Metazoa; Nematoda; Chromadorea; Rhabditida; Oxyuridae
Source: the annotation of a GenBank genome assembly